AAAAAAAAAAAAAAAAAAGGAAAAUCACUAGCUUCUAAUUUAGUCAUGGCCAUGAAGUUGAUGAACAUCUUCUUUACCCUCCUAGCAGCAAUGGCCAUUGUUGGAGCUGAAAUUUUCCGCGAUGAUCAUAUCGAAGACGUGGAAAUGCAGACAAGUACUGAAACAGAAGCAACUAAAUUUCCUGAAAUACCAGAUGAAGAAGAAGAAACUACUUCUCUAAGAGGAGUGAGCCGUUUUCUUUAUAAUCAUCAUAAAAAUAUACCACUGCCCAGUUAUAAUUGCGACAACUUUCCUAGGGUUUGUCGUGCGAAGAACAGCCUGGGGCCAGACUGCUGCAAGAAGAAAUGUGUUGACGUGAAGACUGAUCGGUACAACUGUGGGAUUUGCGGCUACAGAUGCAAGUACACAGAGAUUUGUUGCAGGGGCAAGUGCGUCAAUGCAUCGUUUGACAAGAGGCAUUGUGGUGGGUGCAAUCAGAAAUGCAAGAAGGGAGACUUCUGUGUUUAUGGGAUGUGCCAUUAUGCAUGAUUAUUUCACAGUAUACUACUGCUAUACAUUUGAGUAAACUGCUAUACAUUUAUUCUGUCAUAUUAAUUAUGACAAAUUAUAUGUAAAGAGAGAAAAAUUAUUCUUAUAUUUAUAUGACCUAAAGCAUUAUUAUUGUUA
This is a messenger RNA of Malus domestica (apple), 666 nucleotides long. RefSeq names its product stigma-specific STIG1-like protein 3. Lineage: Eukaryota; Viridiplantae; Streptophyta; Magnoliopsida; Rosales; Rosaceae. The record is from RefSeq and is a predicted model, not a curated record.